Molecule: messenger RNA, 2652 nt
Organism: Striga asiatica
Lineage: Eukaryota; Viridiplantae; Streptophyta; Magnoliopsida; Lamiales; Orobanchaceae
Source: the annotation of a GenBank genome assembly
CAAACCUAAAAGAACAUUGCCAUUAUGUGAUACACCAACCAACCUGGAUAAUAAUAAAACUGCCAACUAUCAAUUAAUCAAACCUAUAAAAUUCCACAACCAAAGCCAAGAGAAAACAGGACAUCAAAACAAACCUCUAACAACAUAAACACAUAAACAACAUGAGGGGCAUUGCCGUAAUUAUUCUCUUUCUAACCUUCUCGUGUCUCGGACCACCCGUCCACAGCAAUGAGGGCCGCCAGCUGGCGGAAUUCAUCAAGGCACGGCGCUUUACAAAAGCUUCAGCUGAUGACGUGGCUGAGGAUGACAUCAUGCCCGAUGUCUACGUACAACGUCAGGAUGGACUGAAAAAGGCGGACAAGAUAAAGAUGCUGCCAGGUCAGCCGCCAGUCGAUUUUGAUCAUUAUUCAGGAUAUGUUACAGUUAAUGCCAAAGCUGGACGAGCCUUGUUUUAUUAUUUCGCGGAGGCCAAGAACUCGACUGAUAAGCCUCUCGUCUUGUGGCUCAAUGGAGGCCCCGGUUGCUCUUCAUUUGGAAAUGGAGCAAUGACCGAGCUCGGACCUUUUCGCGUGAAUCCUAAUGGAAAAACAUUGUGGUACAACAAAUAUGCAUGGAAUAAUGUUGCAAACAUAAUCUUCCUUGAAUCCCCUGCUGGAGUCGGAUUUUCUUACUCAAACAAAUCGUCUGAUUACAUUACUGGAGACAGAAAAACUGCUGCUGAUUCUUACAUAUUCUUGGUUAACUGGCUCGAAAGAUUUCCAGAGUACAAAACAAGGGACUUUUACAUAACUGGAGAGAGCUAUGCAGGCCAUUACGUGCCUCAGCUUGCUGACUUAAUUCUGAAAAAAAAUCAAAACUCAUCACAACAUACUGCCAUCAACUUGAAAGGAAUUGCUAUUGGCAAUGCCUACACAGACAGCAUAGAUCAGUUGAAAGGCGAGUACGAACAUUUCUGGGCAAGUGCUCUCAUAUCAGAUGAAAUUCAUAAAGGGAUAGUCAAAAACUGCGAUUUCUCAUCACCAUCAUCAACUUGUCGCCAGUACAUUAGUGAAGCAGACCGUCUGACAGCAGACGUAUACAUUUACGAUAUAUAUGCACCAUUGUGCCAUCCCUCUUCAAAUUCUGAUCAAAAAUGUGGAUUUGAUCCAUGCUCAGACGAAUAUGUUGAGGCAUACUUAAAUACUCCACAAGUGCAAAAGGCACUUCAUGUUAUUGGUACAGGAACUCCAACACAAUGGUCCGGCUGCAGCGAUUUACAGUGGCAGGAUAGUCCAAGCACGGUAUUACCUCUGAUUAGGAAGUUGAUGACUACCGGACUUCGCGUUUGGAUCUAUAGUGGAGACACAGAUGGUAUAGUACCCGUUCAAACAACUAAGUAUUCUAUGCCCAAACUCGGAGCAAAAAUCACUAUUCCAUGGUAUCCAUGGCACUACAAUGGCGAGGUUGGAGGAUAUGUAGUUGGGUAUGAGAAUGUGACAUUUGUGAGCAUAAAAGGAGCUGGACAUUUUGUACCAAGUUACAAGCCUCAACAGGCGCUUGCCUUCUUCGCGUCUUUCUUACAAGGAAAGUUACCUGCAAGCCCACGUCAGGGAAAACUUAUGGAUGCUUAAUAUUCGAGAUUUCUGACUGUUAUAUAUUAGGAAUUGGAGGUUGACUUGGAAAUUAAUGUGUUCAUUUCUGUAUUUACCUUGAGAAAAUAAAAUCCUAUACAUGUACACAUGUAGGAAUAUUAUCUGAAAUGUAUACAAAAAUCUAUCUCUACAAAUCGCUUCCAAGAAAAGAACAAAAUAAGUAAGUAAUAAGUUUGUAGGUUGUAGCUUUCCCUGACGUGGGCCUGGAGGUAACUUUCCUUGUAAGAAAGCACAUUAACUUCCUCAUUUAUUAUAUAUAUAUAUAUAUGUUUCACUGAAGUGCACUAUACUUGAUGAGAUUCAUGGUGAACAUUGUUUGCAUACAUAUAUAUAUAUAUAUAAAUAAGUCCAGCAAUCUAAUUCAAGGAAGGAGUAGAACCAGUCUCUGUUCUCAUUCUCAUUUCAAGAAAAGUAAAACAAGAAGAAAAAAAAUAAAAAAGAAAAAUGAUCUCAUGACGAGAUUAUUCAAAUUUUAGUUAAUUGUGUGGGAUUGGAUGUGAUGUCACUGAUGUUGGAGACGUGGAAAGGGCCAGAUAGCGAACUUCAUCUGUCCAGCGCUGCAAUGGAUGCCAUUUUUCUCGGGACAGACAAAGAAAUAGGGAUAGGGCGUGGGCUGCAGCGUCACUUUGAAUCCCUCACCCCCACCUGCUGUCGUGCUCCCAAUCAGAGUCGAUCCCUCCAUGCUACAGUUUAAGUAGCUCGACCAAUCUUUCAGCAGACUCAAGCUGUGGUGCGAAAAGAAUGCGUGACGUACCCAAAGUGUCACCGACAAAGAAGGGCCAAUUUUUGAGAAACCAGCCCGUGUAAUUGACCCCAUAAUUCCAGCCGUCCGACCCACCGACCUCGAUUGUUCUUGCAUUGGGGUCUGGCUCUUUUCCGGCACAGGGGCACCAAGACUCAGAACCAAAACCACUGCCGCCGCCCCACGGCCAAAUGUUGCUACCCAUCCCAAUCGCCACAACCGAAGAUCCCAAAAAAAGAACAAAAAAGUUCAAAUUCAAACCCAUUUUUUUUUUUUUGG